Amblyraja radiata (thorny skate) is the source of this 5755-nucleotide messenger RNA. RefSeq names its product OFD1 centriole and centriolar satellite protein (gene ofd1). The record is from RefSeq and is a predicted model, not a curated record. Gene Ontology annotation, cellular component: ciliary basal body; centrosome. Bases 98 to 3235 code for a protein of 1045 amino acids. The transcript is spliced from 23 exons. Gene Ontology annotation, biological process: epithelial cilium movement involved in determination of left/right asymmetry. Lineage: Eukaryota; Metazoa; Chordata; Chondrichthyes; Rajiformes; Rajidae. Gene Ontology annotation, molecular function: protein binding.
ACGCCCACCAGCCUGCCCGACGUCCCGCGGUUGCCGGAGUUACUGGUGGAGCGUCGGAGCUGCGAUAACGACGGGUUUUUUAUAAAUAAAAGUUAAAAUGGCUUCUGGAACUGGUCAAGCUAUUUCUUCAGAAGAACUUCGGAGAAGACUUUAUCAGACAUUCAAAAACAGAGGUGUCUUAGAUUCUUUAAAGUCUCAGCUUCGAAAUCAGCUUGUUCAUGAGCUAACACGGCCGGAUUUAAAUGGACGUUUACUUUCACAUGGUCACCAUCGUCAGCAUUCUUCUACGGAUGAAAACUCUCUAUUAAUUAUGGCAGCAAAUAGCAUUGUAGCCGAUCACCUAAGCAGGACAGGAUACGAGUACUCACUGUCCGUCUUCUUUCCAGAAUGUGGCUUAGAAAAGGAGAAGGUAUUUACAUCAAAAGAUCUGCUACAGAUCAUGAAAAUAAGCUCAAGAUCAGAACUGUACAAGUCCAUUAUCUCACAUCAUCAAAAGGACCAUGACAAAGGAUUUCUUAUUCAAUUCCUGAUGGAGCUGACUGAUCAUCGCCUAACAAAAGACUAUCGAGAUGCAGAGGUCCAGACCAGCUGUAUUCCACAGUAUAAGGAGUCUAUUGUUGAUAAACUUCAAAUGAUUGACGAAGAAUAUGCGACUUAUCAACCAACAAAUAUGCAAGAGGACUUUUGGGAAACAAAACUACUUAAAUAUCGCAAACAGAUAGAAGAACAACUUCAGGCAGAGCUGCAGCAAGAGAUGCAGCAUUUUAAGGACGUGGAAUUAGCUAAAAUUCAGAUUCAGGAAAAAGAGCGGUCAAGGAAGGAUGGCGAAGACCACAGAUUGAAACUAGAUAAAAUGUACCAGUUGAAAGCUGAAACGUUGAUUGCAAGAGAGAAGAAUGCUAUUGAGAGACUUCAGAAACAGCAGGAGGUUGAGGAGAAAGAAAUCUAUAUGCAAAGGCAAAGUUUACUGAAAGAUAUUGAAGCUCUACGUAAUAGAGAAGUAGAACUUAGGCAACGAAUUGAAUCCUUUGAGUUGACCCAGAAUUUGCAUGGGCAGAAGAACAAGAGUAUAGAAGACAGUCUCCAAAGACGGGAGCUGUCAGUAAAAAAUAUCGAGGAGUCUUACGAGCAAAAGCUUAAGAAUGAACUGUGCAAGUAUCAGCUGGAACUGCAGGAUGAUUAUCGGAAAAGAAUGGAGAAAGUGGCAGUAAAUGAGAAAAGAAUUGAAGCAGAAGCAGCUCGGUUACAUGAAGAAUCUCUUAUCAUACAUUCCAGUAAAGUGGAACAUCAACAAAUCCGCGCUCAAGCGAUGAAGUUGGAGGUUGAACUAAACGAAGCCAAAAGCCAGAUUUGUUUGCUCGUGAAGCAGAAUGAGCUACUGAAUGAAAGAUUACAGGACACAGCUGACCAUGCAUCGUUAAAGACUGAAAAUAUACAGUUUCAGACUGAGAUCAGACUCCUCCGGAAACAGUUGGAUGAAGCUCGUUGCGAAAAUCAGACACUGUGUACAAUGUUAAACGAACCUUCUGCUGCGCACACAGCACUUCAAGCUGAACUGAAGAAAACAGAAUAUUCCAGAAAGGUUGACCAGGAUGAAUAUCAAAGGCAGAAAGAAAUAUUUGAGCAACAGCUGAAGAAUGAGGUGGAGCGCUGUGCACAGGUGAGAAGCCAACUUUUGGAAUUUGACGAUCAAACCAGAAGGCUGAACGGGCAGGUUGAUGAUUUGAAACUUCAACUGCGGCAGACACAGUUGGCUUUGGAGAAUGAAGUGUUCCGUAAUCCCAAGCCCUCACUGCUUGAUCGGUCUACCAUUGACCUCUCUGCAGACCUUGUACCUGCUGAUACUUACAUAGAUACUGGUAUACCCAGGAGCAGGGUAGUGUUUGAAGAACGCCUCUUUUAUCCAGGUGCUGGCACAUGUGCAAAUUACUCUAAAUACAUUGGAACGCCAAAUUCUUCAUCAGAUUCAGACCAAGAUUUUGUUGCCGGAGCCAAGGCUCGAAUAAGAGAGCUGGAAAAGGAGUCGGAGAAUCUCGAGGAAGCCUAUAGAAACUACCAAAAUAGGGUUAUUCAAACUGCUAUUCAGAAGAGUUCGGAGAGUCAAUAUUUUUCUCAAUUGCCAGUUAACAGUAUUCUCAGUAAAAUGUCAUCUACACACCAGCAUAGAGUGUCAUUCGCAGACUCUUUUCUUUCUUCCAAUCAGUUAGAGCUCUCAACAAGGCAGCAAAUAUCUGAAGGAAGUCAUCGACCAGUAAAUAAAUUUGAAGAUUACCAGACUCCCCCUGUAUGUCUGUUCACAUCCCCAAAAUAUAGCUCUUCAACCCCAGUCAAACAGAAGCUUGAAUACAGAGCACGCGUGGAGACCUCAGAAGGUGAGGAUGGAUCAUUUAUGGUCUGUGUUCCCGGUGUAUCAGAACAUCAGUCAUCAAUUACAACCAGUCAAGUACAAUCCUGUGAUUUUCAAGUUGUCAAUACAGCAAAUUGUCCUUUAUCCGCCAUCUGUGCUGCGAAUGAAAGGUCAGAAAAUAAUCAGAUUGAUAAUCCUGUGUCUAUGCCUUCAACAUUUCCAAGGUUUAAAGAGCGACUUGAUCAACCUGAUGAUCAGUGUGAAAUCAUGCAAGAAGGCAUUUCAAUGCUUAAUGAAAACGUAUCCCAGUGGUGGCAAGAAAACGGGGAUAAAGGCUCUGUUUCUUCACAAGGCGAAAAGAUAAUUUCCAUUCCAGCAGAUGCAUGUAAAAUGGAACGGAUUGAAGAUGUGAGCAAACACAGCGAAGACGAAGAAGAAAGCAAAGAGGAAGAGGGGGAAAUCGGGGAAGACGAUGGAGAAAGCAAAGAAGACGAGGAUAAUCAAAGGGUGAAAGAAAAUGCGUGGGAAGAUCAGAUACAAAGGGAUCAGGAGAAACAAUGUCUGGAAAUCCAGGGAUCACGGGAAAGAGAAGAGACAGAACCGGAAUUACAAGAGCAGGAAAACAUAGAGGAAAAGCCAGUGUUGGACCAAGGCGGACAAAGCCCAGAGGGACAGACUCCAGAAAUUGUAGAAUUACCUGCUUCAAGUGCAGACCUGUUGGAAAAAUAUAUGAAACUAGUUCAACAGCAGAAGGAAGAAGAACAACAGCAGGAUGAGAGCUCGAAGAAGGACGUGGGAGAUGAGAGUUCUUUAUCCCAAACACUGUCUGGUGGGAAAAUUGGCAGUCCUGCAGCUUCACAUGAAGAGACCGAGGAGACAUUCUGGUGAAUUUGCCACCGAGCAGCUGACCUUUAUAACAGGCCUAGCACAGAAAGCAUUUCAGCUACACUUGACAUUUUGUUAAAUAAAUUGUUUUAUUGAAAUUUUAUAAAUCUUAUGCCUUAAGACACAAUUUGAGUUUUUCAAAAAUACUUACCUUGUUAGUAAAUGAUGAAUAUUUAUGUAAAAGUCCUAUAAACAAUAGAAUGCUUGGCAAAUAAGUGUGACCUCAUGUUUAGCUGAACAACACAAUCUUGAGAGAGAAGAAUCUAAUCUUUGAUCUGAAUCCUCAACUAGUUGCUCAUACAGCCAUAGAUUUAUGUUUACCUGAUGUUUAUCUCGAUUGACUUGACAUAUGUCAACGACAAAGGAAAAUAAAUGAAAAGGAAGUUUAAAAAAGGGAAGUGAUGUUAAGAUUUGACAAUGAAGGUGAUGGGUAGACAUAUUAAAACAAAAUCUGGAGAUAAAACAGUUUUAAACUAGUACAUCUUCAAACCAAAAGUGUUGAUUGCUAUCUUCAGCUGUAAUAGUGAAGGUACCAGCCGCAUUGUGAUUAAUCAUUUUAAAGGGAACUAUAUGAAGCUGCCUUCACUUACAAUGGAAAUUAUUAAAUUUGCUUAUCAUGCUAUGAAAAUGGUAAGUUACAGAAAAUUAUUCUACAUCAUACAAGUUCACUGGGUAAAAAUGUCUUGCUCAAGUAAUAAAACAGUAAUGUUCUGUUAUAGUAAUACAACCUUAAUUCUUAGUUCAAAGAAAGCGUUUCAGAAACAUACCCACAUGCUUAUUUGUCCAACAAUACAUUUAACUGUAUUGCCUUUGGAAACAAAAAGUUAACAUACUAGAAAUGUAUAAUGAGACUACUUUAAACAUCUGAACAGUCUAUAAGAACGAGCUUUUAAUCAAUUGUUAAUGAGUUAGCACAUAACUACUAAAAAAAAUAGAAAUAGAAAUUUCUACAGAAAAGAAAUAGAACUUUGUGUUUCUUUUUUUCUUGAAUGUAUUAUGAAGUAUUUUUAUAACCAGGUUAAAAUUACAGAUUGAUUUGAAAUAAAGCUGCAUAUUCUAAACAUUUUAAUUACAAAACAAAAUAAGAAAUUGGACGUUAUGGAAGUCCCAUCAUGUUGACUUUUGAUGGAAUUUGUCCAAUGGCCUUUUGCUGGCCAACAGUACUGCCGCACUACUUAACAAUGAAAUAAUGUUAGAUACAGAAAGUUUAAAAAUCACAAAAUUAAAUUCUACAAGCAUUAAUUUUUUUUUGCACAUCUUAAACUUAUGAGAAUGUUUAGUAAAAAGAUUCUGACACGUUAUUAAAAAAAAAGCUAUUUUUGAAGAGAAACUGUAGCAGAUGUGACACUAUUCCCGUUAUAGUACUGGGAAUAAACUAAAACUAUGUAUUGAGUGGUUAACUUCAACUAUGGUAAGUAUUCUAAAAUUGAACUUAGCAUGAUAAAGGAUGGUUAACAUGUUAGAUUAUAUUUAUUUAUUAUUUGCAUAUUAGCAACACUGAAAAUAUUUGGGCAGGGACCAUUUAAAAAAAAAAAGGUAUAUUUAAACUAUCUAGAACCUUUUUAGAUUUGCUAAUAGGAAAAGUAUAACGAUUGUGGCCCACAGUAAUAAAGCAGAUUACUGCAUACAGAAAAUGUAAGGGCUCCAUUGCAAGACUAUUAAACAUGUGGGAGUGUCUGCUUGGAUUCCAGAAAUUGGCUUUCUUCCUAGCUUAUAAUGUAGUUGCAAUUGUGCAGAGGGAAACAAAAGCCUGGGCCGAUAGACUAAUAACUCUUCAAAUGCUGUUUUUCUCCCCCAAUUGCAAUUUAGGAUGGAAUGGAACUCUUUCUAAAAGGCUUGUGGGCUGAAAUGAUCUGUAAUACAGGAAUGAAUGCAAACUGAUCAUGGUAGAUGUUCAGUUUUGUAAUUAGCUCUUGCAUAUCUGCACUACACAGCAGCCUAUAGAUUUGUCACAGCUGCUAGGUUAUCUGUUGAAUGGCUCUGUUGGUAAAUGUUGGACUGUUUUCCUCUUAUGUGUAAGAAUUCAGUCGUUCUUUUGAUCGGGAGGCAUGGAUAUCGUGCAGUUCCUGCUCUUCCUUCGUUUUGAGAUCUUGAUAUAUUUGCAUUUUGCAUGUGUCCUUCAAGUACGCCCAGUUUGCAGACAAAAUCAUGAGGAAAUGGAUCUGGAAGAGAAGGGUGAGGAGGAUGGCUAGUAAGCAUGUCAAGAUGCACAUAGCAUGCUGCUAGUCUGAUUACUUUGAGCUCGUUAUUAAGACAAAGAUACAAUAAAGGGUAACAUUGGGGAUAGUGUCAUUCUGGAUAAUAAGACAACUUGAAUGUUAUUUGGGAUCACACAAAGGCACAGAUAUGAACACAAUGAAAGCAUUGGUAUGAAAGCUAAUUCAUGAAGGAUUGUAUGAAAACUAGUCUUCCAAGAAAAUUGUCCAUAUCCUCUCCAUCCAGAAAAUGGUUGACAGUCAUGAGCAAGUAAAAAUAUAAUUGUUCCAGUCCUAUGCAUAUGACAAUUAAACGAUAUUGAAGCAA